UACAAUGGUUAUUGAUUAUGAGUAGUAGUAGUAGUAGACUAGUAGUGGGCAGUGAGUACCAGUAUCAGGGGUCCAGAACUGUUUCAGCAGGAAGGUAGGUAUAGUGUGUGUGAGAGCGACAGAGAGACAGUGACGGAGACAGAGAGUCCAGUGCACUGAUUGAUUGUGUGUGUAAGUGUGUGUUCCACCAGGACUGAUUGGAGCGUCAGUCAGACAGCGAGCCAUGCGAGGCCAGCGUGUAGCAGAGUGUGUGCGUAGGCCAUGUGGAGGCUGGACAGUGGCUAUCUGGCUGCUGUUGUCCCUGCUAGGGUCCCUGCUACUGGUGGCCAUCAGCGUGAUUCUGCAGAUCGAUAUGACCAAAAUCAGCAGACGAGACAUAUCCACCAAUAGCACGACGACGAUGACCGCCAUGAAGACAACACAUUCCCAAGUGCGUCUGGUGAACGGGCGUAACAGGUGUGAGGGGCGUGUGGAGGUUUGGCACAAUGGGACGUGGGGUACAGUGUGUGAUGACGACUGGGACAUGGUAGAUGCCAACGUGGUGUGUCGGCAGCUGGACUGUGGUCUGGCCGUGGCGGUGGGCAGCAUCUCAGAGUACGGCCAGGGCUCAGGACCCAUCCUGCUGGACAACGUAGACUGCAAAGGAGGGGAGACAGACCUGGGACAGUGUGGAAGUCUGGGCUGGGGCAUCCACAACUGUUACCACUAUGAGGACGUGUCUGUCACAUGCAAAGAUACAUCAGUGCUGGAAUCACGGGGCGUGGGCGAGCCCACCACUCCGUCUAGGAGAAACUCAGGGUUAAGAGAUGGUACGAUCCGGUUAGUUGGUGGACUGGACUACUGCCAGGGACGGGUGGAGGUCUUCUACAAGGGCAGCUGGGGGACGGUGUGUGAUGACGACUGGGGUAUGAGAGACGCAGGGGUGGUGUGCCAGCAGAUAGGCUGUGGCCACGCCGUUUCCUCCACCACUAAUGCCUACUUUGGCUACGGGACAGGCCUGAUUCUACUGGACAACGUCAACUGUAAUGGCUACGAGAACCAGCUGAGUAAAUGCUACAGCCUGGGCUGGGGGAUACACAACUGUGGACAUCAUGAGGACGCUGGGGUUAUCUGUUCAGGCUCAGGAUCCACUACUGUUCCUCCCAUGAACACUGACACCAUAGGCAUGGGAAGGGGAUUAUUUCAGACUGCCAGCACUGCAGUAACCGACCAAACAGAAUUAUUCACCGAAACAACUACGGCUGUGACAACGGUUGCUAUGACAACAAGAGAGCGGCCCACCAUCCGUGUGGUGAAUGGGAACAGCAGCUGCCAGGGCCGUGUGGAGGUCUUCCACAACAACCAGUGGGGCACGGUGUGUGACGACGACUGGGAUCUGCCCAAUGCCCAGGUGGUGUGUAGGCAUCUGGGCUGUGGCCCCGCCAUCUCUGCCAAGGUCCUGGCCUACUUCGGCUACGGAUCGGGUCCCAUCCUGCUGGACAAUGUGGACUGUACAGGCAUUGAAGGGGAGCUGGCGGCUUGUUUCCACCUGGGCUGGGGGCAGCACAACUGUGGACAUCAUGAAGACGCUGGAGUCAUCUGCACACCCUUUCAGCUUGUUGGACUUGGAAAUGACUUUGGGAUGACAGAGAGAACAUCCACCACUAGACCACCAAGCGAAGGUCUGGUGAGGUUGGUGGGCGGGCAGCACCGCUGCGAGGGCCGGGUGGAGAUGUUCUCAGGGGCGGAAUGGGGCACGGUGUGCGACGACGCCUGGGACAUGCCUGAUGCCCAGGUGGUGUGUCGCCAGCUGGGCUGUGGGGAGGCUGCUGCAGCCCGCGGGGAAGCCUUCUUCGGGCCCGGCAGCGGCACCAUCCUCCUGGACAAUCUGAAGUGCAGCGGCUCUGAGGCCUCGCUCCAGGAGUGCUCCCACAUAUCCUGGGAAGUGCACAACUGUGACCACUCUGAAGACGCCGGCGUCACCUGCUCACUGUCGUGAUUCCAGCAUUGAUUCGCCGCCAGGGAGCCACCAAACUCCUCCCACCUCCACUGCCAACCAAUAGGAUGGGCGCCAUGGGGAGCACAACCCGGGACUUGUAAACAUUAUGUAAAUAACAGCUCAUCCCAAUGCCAAACAUAAGGAAGACUACAACAACAACAACAAACAAACAAAGAAAACUAACAUAUGAUGAUAUAUGAUUCAAUAUUAUAAUUAUCUAUUCCUAUUAAGCACUUUAUAAAUAUACAUAAAUAAAUAAAUAUAUAUGAUAUAAAAUACGCUGUAAAUUUUUUUAUAUUUGAUAAACAG
Messenger RNA from Coregonus clupeaformis (lake whitefish), 2287 nucleotides. RefSeq names its product scavenger receptor cysteine-rich domain-containing group B protein-like. Lineage: Eukaryota; Metazoa; Chordata; Actinopteri; Salmoniformes; Salmonidae. Gene Ontology annotation, cellular component: membrane. The record is from RefSeq and is a predicted model, not a curated record. The transcript is spliced from 11 exons. The coding region runs from base 224 to 1978 and encodes 584 amino acids.